UUACCAACUAUCUUCCGUAUGGAAUAGAUCGUGAUAAAAUGACACGAAGGAAUAAUUAAAAAUUUCAGUGGUUGGACUUUCCUUCGUGAUAUAAAUUCUGUGAAUAUAAAUAUCACAUUUGCAAUCAAACGAUUUUUAUUCGGUGGAAUGGAAUAAAAAAUUUUUUAUUUAUUUUUCGGGCCAUAAAUUUAAUUUUUUUUUCACUGAAGAAAAAAAAAGCCGUUGUGUGGUAUAAGAAAGUACAUUAAGUUAUGUAGCUGUAGAGAGAAAGAACACGAAUAUUAUACUAAUAAAAAUUCGGUCAACUCGGUGUAAAUUUUAAAAUUAAAACGAAAAAAGUGUCAAGAGUGAAGUGAAUGAUAUCAAAAAAUAAGUUUAUAAAUAAACUUAAUUAAGUUAAACUUGAUCUGUUUUCUCGUGAAAAUCUGUGUUUUUGUUGUUUGUUUAAAAUGAAACACAAAAAUGUGAAAAUUAAAACUGAGAAAAUUUAAGUUUUCCUAAUUAUAAUAUAAACUGAAUGGAUUACAAUUUUUGAAUAAUAAAUACCAGCCGAUGAUUGCUGCGUUGAACGUUUCAAGUGGAUUCGUUUUUUGAAAAAACUUGAAGGAAAAAUCUCCACAACCUUCACUAACAACGACUACAACGACAGGAAUGUUCAUUAAGUGGCUGGAUCGACGACAGAGACAAAAUCCAAAGUGUUUUGCCGAACGAAAUUCAGUUUAACUUCAAUUCCAUAUUCAACAUCAUUAACAUCCAAAUCGAAACUCCGCAUCUGGCGUCUACUUAUCCCGGCUUGUGUUUAAUACAAAAACGAACAAAAAUUAAAAUAGAAUUACGUGUUAAAGCUUCAACCGAAGCAAGGAGAGAAGGAAAAAAAAAAUAAGAAGAGGCUUAACAAUGGAUAUAUUAUCACCGAACAAAUGCUGCAAUGAUGGUGUGAACAAGAAUUUUAAAUUUAAAAAUAACACCUCCAUCACUGACACCGUGUCUAUCCACCACAUCGUCAAUGAAAACAUCGUGCUGUGAAUUUUUGUUCUGCUUCUCUCUCAGUUCAACGAAAGAAUAGAAUUUUCGAUUAUAAUGCGAAAAGUAGCAUGCACAAGUUGGAAAAAGUAGUGAAAAAGAAAAUAUUUACAUUUUCCGCUGGUGGUGUAUAAUGCACGUAUAACAUGUUAUGUGUAGAAAUUUCUAUAAUACAAAUAGUGUUGCCGUCGGAAGUAUCUAAAGUUCGGUGAAUAGGUGAAACAAAUUUAAUGAUUAUACCGCAUAGAACGCAUUAACAACAAACACUUCUUAUCAACGGAUAUAUAUAUAUGCAUGAUAUAUACUCGAGAAAAAGUAAUUUGAAUUCAGAAAUUCUUGACAGAAUAGUUUCGUUUCUCAUCAUUUCAUUCGGAGGGUUGUGCUGUAAGACGAUUUUAAACAUUAUAUUAAGUUUCAUGUUGUGGAUGUUUGAUAAAAAAUGUUGAAAAUGGAAAUUUCAUCCGUUCGGGAGAAAAGUAUAAAUAAUAAUCCUGCGAUGGGUGGACGGUUAUGUAAAUAGGACAAGUAUAGUAAAAUAAAAAUAAAAAAGAAAGACGAGAAAUUGUGUGGGUGUAAGUUACAUUGAUUUGUACGUGAAUACAAAUGGUAUUGACCUACUUGUUUAACUUGAAUGACUUGAAAAUAAAACGAAAUUACUCACGUUACAUUUAUUUGUUGGAGAUAACUCUUGAAUGAAACUUGAAUUUAUUUAAUUAAACGCAAGCCAUAGAGUGUCGUUUACAGUCAAUAACUGAAAAUGACGACAAUGAACAAUUGUGUUGAAAGCGUAAACCGUUGACUGAAUGCAAUUGACGCAAUUGACGUCGAAACCAGACGCAUAAUCAAAUCAACAGUGGGAUAGAAGAAAUGAAUGACUUUAAUGAAACGUUUCUUGGUAGCAGCAAUAGCAGUGACGAUAACAACAACACCAAGCCGCUAUGUCCGGAACAAUUUUCAGCCAACGAGAAUGCGUUCGAUUUUUGGAUGAGCGGACUUGUGCUAAAUGUCGUUGGAGUGAUCGGUAUUCUGGGCAACAUAUUGUCAAUGGUCAUACUGUCACGGCCGCAGAUGCGCUCAAGCAUCAAUUAUUUGCUAAUUGGUUUGGCUCGAUGUGAUACGGUACUGAUUAUAACAUCGAUGUUUUUGUUCGGCUUUCGAUCCAUCUAUCCGUACACCGGCUAUCUGUUUUUCUACAACUACUACAUCUAUCCACAAAUUGUACCCUACGUAUUUCCCUUGGCAACUGCAGCCCAAACCGCCAGCAGCUAUUUAACAUUAAUGGUGUCGUUGGAGAGGUAUGUGGCAGUGUGUCAUCCGUUACGUGCACGAGCUCUGUGUACGUAUGGACGCUCGAAAUUUUAUGUGAUAUUUUGUAUCGUCUUCGCUGUGUUAUACAACUUUGUCAAGCUGUGGGAGACAAAAGUUUUAGCCUAUAAUAGUAAAACACUUGGUCUAAUAUUCUGUGUUGGAUCAACGAAACUACGAAAUGACUCCCGGUACAUCACCAUUUAUAUACAUUGGUGCUACUUGAUCGUCAACUAUUUUAUUCCAUUUCUUGGCUUGUUGAUAUUCAACAUAUUGAUCUAUCGGCAGGUACGAAAGGCGAACAAAGAGAGGCAAAGACUAAGCCGAACAGAAAAACGUGAAAUUGGACUAGCUACAAUGCUGCUAUGUGUUGUGAUUGUGUUUUUCCUGUUCAAUUUACUGGCACUGUACAGUAAUAUUGUUGAAGCAUUUUAUCAUCGCAUCGACGAUGAUGUUGUGGUUGUAUCGAAUUUGCUAGUUACAUUGAAUAGCAGUGUUAAUUUCAUAAUUUACGUUAUUUUCGGUGAAAAAUUCAAACGGAUAUUUCUUUUGUUAUUUUGCAAGGGCCGUAUCGGUCGAGAAUCGCCAGAUGGUCUAAUCCAUGAGGAUAGUUCAUUUUCAAAUGGCGACGGUAAUAAUCGUAGUUCGGGUCGUUUCUCACGGCAUGGCACACAGCGCGGCAGCUUGAGAAAUGGCUCGACCUUGAAAGUAUCUCGAUCGGUACGGGUUCGAUCGCCAGCGCCAUGCGUUUAUUAUCCGGCACGUGAACUACAACGAUCACAUUCGUUAACGCGAAAUGGCUACGAUUGGGACACGAAGAACGGUUUAAUUACAUCUGGCUUUUAAAAGGAAAAUUAUAAUAACAAAAAUAAAG
Messenger RNA from Bradysia coprophila, 3202 nucleotides. It is a transcript of the gene FMRFaR, whose product is annotated as FMRFamide Receptor. Gene Ontology annotation, biological process: G protein-coupled receptor signaling pathway. Gene Ontology annotation, cellular component: membrane. Gene Ontology annotation, molecular function: G protein-coupled receptor activity. The record is from RefSeq and is a predicted model, not a curated record. Lineage: Eukaryota; Metazoa; Arthropoda; Insecta; Diptera; Sciaridae.